This is a messenger RNA of Penicillium egyptiacum, 5256 nucleotides long. Lineage: Eukaryota; Fungi; Ascomycota; Eurotiomycetes; Eurotiales; Aspergillaceae. The record is from the annotation of a GenBank genome assembly.
AUGGAAGCGAUUGAGGGGUCUUAUCGCGCAUGCGCGGGGAAGACCAGCGCCGCGGAGGAUGUCGCAUACUACAAACGGAAGGUGCAAAUAGAGGAGAGACUCAUCGACGAAGCCUGGACUACAUUCUCGACUACGCAAGCGAGCUUUUGCCUGCCAGAUAACUGGGUGGACCAAAAAGGCGAUUUGGUCACCGGUUUGAGUUCUCGCUUUCCAACUCGCUCACCAGAGCCACCGUCGUACGACCAGCCUCCGCCUCCCUACGCCGAUGUGAUCCAUGAUCUCCCUCCCGAAUACUCUGCACUGCCUCCACUCGCGCAGCGCAAAUCUACGGCUAUUUCCUUCGCGCCAAAGACUCGUGAAAAAUCGCAUAGUCUGUCAUCCUCGUUGCUGAAAGAUCGUAUGCUGGAUGUACGCAUUGAUUUUGAGAACCCUACCGGUGUUCGGGAACAUAAGAAGAAAAAGCCCGCGGCAGCAAAGAAAGCAGUACCGCCCCCUUCUCCCCCUCCUCCGCCGCCACCGGCAGGCGGGGAUGGCGGAGGAGACGACAAUUCCAACGGUGAUGGUGGUGCCAGUGGGAACGGUGGUGAUCCAGGCGGCGCUGGAGACGGCGACGGGGGAGAUGGCGGUGACGAUUGGGGCGAUUGGAAUGUGAGCGGAAAGAAAGAUAAGAAGAAGAAAAAACUGGAGGAGGAAGAGGAAGAGAGAAAAGCCAAGGAAGAGGAAGAGAAAAGGGCUAAAGAGGAGGAAGAGAGACAAGCCAAGGAAGAGGAAGAACGAAAGGCUGCUGAAGCCUCUGCUGUCAAAGAUCUUAGCUGGGCUGAGGAUGACGGUGGUGGGGGCGACGACUCGUGGGCUGCCUUCACGAAUGUAGGAAAAAAGAAGAAAGGAAAGGGCGAAGUUGCCACCCCUGGCGGGUUCCAGGAUGUAAGUCUUGAUAACGGCGCACCGCAAUUGGACUUGAACUUCGACAGUCCAGCUCCCAAGACCGGCGGAACUGGGUUUAGUUUCGGAGGAUGGGGUAAAGACUGGAAUACGGGUGGCAAGCUUGAUCUUGGAGAGCCUCCCCAAGACGAAUCUAAGAACAACAACCCCUGGGGAACAACCUCCAAGAAGACCGGCGACUUCGAUUUUGACUUGGACUCCGCACCCGCCGAAACAAAGCAAGAAGAUGACUGGGGAGGUUGGGAUGUGAGCAAAGACAAAAAGAAAGGGACAGAUCCCGCACCCGAGGCUCCUGCGCCUCCACCUCCGCCUGCACCCAGAGUCGAUUUCACGCAGGAAGCCUGGUAUCUAAAUCUUUCCGGGAAAGAGCGCCGUAAAGCGAAGAAGGAGAUGGAGAAGAAAUACAAAGAGGAGGAUGAAGCUGCAGCAAAGGCGACAGCAGAGUACGAAGCAGCCAAGGCUGAGGCCGAGGCAGCAGCAGCAGCAGCAGCUGUACCCGACCCUGAACCUGAACCGGUGGUCGAGGAGAAGACUCAACAACCACCCGAGGCAGAUAACGACUGGGGUUGGGGUGCUCCAGUGAAGUCCAAAGAUAAGAAGAAGAUCGACCUUUUAGCCGAUCCGGAGCCUAUCAUCGACGAACCUCCCGCGAAACCAAAAGAGCCAGUUGAUGUUUUUACCGCUUGGGGGAUCUCCUCAAAGGACAAGAAGAAAAGCAAAGGCAAAGCUGAGCCAGUACCUGAGCCAGAACCCAUUCCAGAACCGGAACCUGAACCUGAACCAGAGCCUGAGCCAGAGCCUGAGCCAGAACCGGAGCCAGAACCCGGACCCGAGGCGCCAAAGGUACCUGAUGAGCCUCUAUACGAAAAUUGGCGUGAGAUAUCGUCUAAAGAACGCAAGAAGCGAGAGAAACAAUUGAUGCGCAAGGGCCUUCCCAUUCCCGGCAAGGACUUCGAGCUCCCAUCCGACAAGCCGCCUGAAGAAGUGCCUGAACCAGUUGUUGAACCUGAGCCGGAAUCAGAACCAGUCCUUGAGCCUGAGCCUGAACCCGAACCUGAACCUCAGCCGGAGCCAGAGCCAGAGCCUGAACCAGAUAAACCGGCCGAAGAUGAAUCCUGGGGAAUUUGGGGGGCAGCAAAGGACAAGAAAAAGAAGAAGAAGGGGAAGGAUGUUGAAGAACCUCCCCCACGUGCGCCGACACCUCCUGCUCAGGGCCUGACUCCAGAGCCAGAAACUUUCCAUGACAAUGCCGACGAUAUUUGGGCUGAGCUAGCCCCUAAGACGUCAAAGAGCUCAAAGAAGACCACCAAAGCCAUCGAACCCCCCAAAGAGGAAAAGUCGUCGAAAGGCUUCUGGUCGACCCUGACUGGGGUUUCUACAAGCAAAACCAAAUCAACGAAGAAGGCAGAUGAAAAGUCCAAGGCGAAAGAGGAGAAGGAAUCCGAACCCAUAGAAGAGGAAGACCUGCUUAUCGAUGUUGGUGACAACGCCCCAGAACCUGAACCGGAGGCAGAGCCUGAACCAGAACCGGAACCGGAGCCUGGACCCGAACCUGAGCCUCCUGCCCCCGAAAAGAUAUCCAAGUCUAAGACUUCCAAGCUCAGUGUGGCUGAGCGCAUCAAGGCCCUGGAGCAGGCCAAAAAGGAAAAGUUAAAGGCGGAAAAGUCUAGCUCGAAGAGCAAAUCCAAGGAAAAGAAGGUCGAACCGGAACCAGAGCCAGAGCCAGAGCCGGAACCUGAGCCUGAACCUCCCGUAGAGGAGCCUGCUCCAACCAAGAAGAGUUCAAAAUCCAAGUCUAAGACAGCAGAAGCUCUUGAGUUUGAAGAAAGGAAAGUCUCUAAGGACUCUGUUCCUGGGAGCUUCCCAGACUUUGGAGAUGACCCCGAGCCUGAACCCGAACCUGAGCCUGAGCCAGAACCAGAGCCAGAACCCGAGCCCGCGCCUGAGCCGGAACCUGAGCCACCGGCCCCAGACCUGUCAAAGAUGACGAAAAAGGAACUCAAGAAGUAUAAAAAGGCCGAAGCUGAGAAAGCCGCAGCAGCCGCAGCGGCGGCUGCUGCGGCUGCUGCCAGGGAGCCAACCCCACCACCUCCCGAGGAGACACGUGCGCUAGACCCGGAGCCGGAACCAGAAGCAGAAGCAGAGCCAGAGCCAGCGCUAGAACCUGAAGCUGAAGCCGAAGCUGAACCCGAGCCCGAGCCUGUACAAGAGGAUCCAGAAAAGGAGGACGAAGGUGAUCCUCCCGUGCCUGCACCAGAGCCUGCUGAAGAGCCUCCCAAGUCCUCCAAGAAGGAGCGAGCGCGCGCUGAACGGAAUACGAAUACCUCUUCGUGGGGCUUUUGGGGAGCCGCGCCGCCCCCAAAGAAGUCCAUUAAGAAGGAAAACAAGAUCCAGGAAGAAUCAGAACCUCCAAAGAAGUUAAAGAAGGAGAACAAGCUCCAAGAGGAGGUGGAACCUCCGAAGAAGUUGCCUAAGAAGGAACCUAAAAUCCCAGAGGAAGUAGAACCUCCAAAGAAAAAGGAGUCUACUCGAAAAUCUCGACCCAAAGACCCCGAACCAGAAGUGGAAAGGUCUUCUGCUUCUGACCGAGAGAAGCGGCGAGAACGAGAGGGGCGAGCUUCGAAGAACCAACGUGGCGUGGCCUUGGCCAACAUGGUACUGGGUACACCCCAGUCCAGAAGCAAAUCGACUCGCAAACCUGGUUCUUCGUCGAAACCCGUAUCCAGGCGCCCAUCAGUUGAUAUAGAUGACAAAAUUGCCGACCCAGCAUCUCCGGAUGAGAAGCCUGAGGUUUCUGGAAAAGCAGCCAAGCUGAUGGGCAUGGAUCCUUCCAAGUCUCGACGCGAGCGCCCGCGCACGGACAGGCGGAAAUCAGUUCGAGAUCCGUAUGCGAUCGAGGAUGAUGACCUCGUUAUGGUUGACAUGGAGGAUGUCGAGGGUCAUUCACCCAAGGAGGGCUCCAAGGGCUCAAGGCGUAAGCCUAAGAGACAGUCGCGCCCCAGGCCUGAGGACGACGACGAUGCUGUCUUGGUUGAUCCAUAUCAAGCACAUCCCGCCCCAGAUGUCAUGUCAGGACCCGAAGGUAUGGCCUCUGUCGGCACGCCUCCAAGAGAACGCCGUCUGAAGCGUUCCAACGCCGCGCCGCCGAAGAAACAAGAGAGCGGUGGAUUAAUGGGGCUCCUCGAUUCUCUGAGAAAAGGCACACGCCCCGACCGUCCAGAACGCCCAGAGAUGCCUGAAAGACGGAAGUCGCGGUCAUAUCGUGAUGACGACGCAAGAUAUCCGCCAGAAAUGGACCGCGACGGCGCUCGCAGAUCACGCCGCGAAGAUCGACGCCGAGGUUCUGUCCGACCAGACACCGAUGCCGAAGGGUUCAUGACCGACGCCGCUGGUGCAGCAGGCGGCGAGACAGAAGCCGACGAAGCGGAAGCUCGGCGCGCAGCACGCCAGGCACGACGUGGAUCCCGCAAGGCACCUUCUGACUCUCGUGAAACGGAAGCUCGGGAAGCAGAGGAGCGGCGCGCGAGGCGAAAAGAACGGGCACGCGAACAACGUGCUCGCGAAGAGGAAGAAGAAGAACGACUACGAGAGGAAGACCGUCUACGAGAAGAAAAGCGGGCGCGGCGAGCUGCACGCGAAGAACGACGUGCUCGAGAAGAGCAAGCAGCUCGUGAAGCCGAAGCUCAAGCCGUGGCUGAAGCUAGGGCGGCAGAACGCCGCGAACGCCGGCGACUGCGGGAAGAGGAGAUGAUGGCCGCGAGAGCGAGCCGGCGUCGUGAACGUGAGCAAAGGGUCCCUGAGGUCCUGCCCGAUGAGCGUGAGGUCGACCGUCGAGGGGCUCCUAGCUCGCGUGCGUAUGAAGACCCGAACGCUCGUCGUCGCAAGUCUAAGGUCGCCCCUGAGCCGACUCGGGAGCCGCUCAUGACUGGUGGUUUGAAUCGUGGCGGGGGUGCGAAAGACAAGAUUUCCUCGUGGGUUUACUCGCAAAGUGAUGAGCCUCCGGAGCCACCGGAAAUAGUGCCCACUCUUAUUGAUCUGCCUCCUCUUGCAGCUGAUGAUGGAGGAAAUGCUCACUCUCUUUCAUCGGAUGAGGAAGCCCGUCGCGCUCUUCGCCGUAAGGCCCGCCGUCGUGCUAAGUAUGAGGAAGAGAUUGAUGAUGCUCGUUCGAGGCAUCGUGGCUCUCGUCGUGAAGGUGUGAAGAGCAGCUCUGGAAGUGGUGAUUAUGAACGUGACCGUGGGAUGAGCCGGCAUGGUCCUCCGCCGAGUUCAGGCGCUAAGAAGCCCAGUUGGUUCCGCAAAUUAACGAACCUGUAA